AUGAAUUACAUUUCCAACUUCCUUACGAGACAAAAAUUAUUUUAACUUAUACAUAUUAAUAGCAGUAAGCGAUUCAAGUCCAUUAUAUGUUACAGACAGAUCAAUUGCAGGUAUACAUUUAUGUAAUAUUGUAAGAGUAGAUGAAUUGGAGUUAUUAAUAUUAAUCCAAGUAUGAAUUAGAUUCUAUUUUAAAGUAUGGUGCCUAAAACUAACAACUGCUGGUUUAUUACAUGUUACAACUUAGUUAUUGGACUCCUCAAAACAGUCUUAUAUAUAUUUACAGGUUCAGUGUUAGAGAUGAAAUGAGUGAGUUAAAUUAGGUUAUCCAUAUUUAUUAAAAUAAAUUAAGAAUAGAAAAUCAAACUAUAAUCUAUGAAUAUUAAAUGGAAUCAUUCAAUAUAAGUUUCAAAAUAAUGCAAAUGGAGAGGGAAGUAAUAUUAUAGAAAUAAGUUAAUUUUCUCCAUCUAUUAGCAAUUUCAAUGGGGUUGAUUGAGAAUUAUUUUUGGAUCUAUUAGGUUCAUUGA
Molecule: messenger RNA, 524 nt
Organism: Paramecium sonneborni
Lineage: Eukaryota; Ciliophora; Oligohymenophorea; Peniculida; Parameciidae
Source: the annotation of a GenBank genome assembly